Molecule: messenger RNA, 1475 nt
Organism: Pseudovirgaria hyperparasitica
Lineage: Eukaryota; Fungi; Ascomycota; Dothideomycetes; Acrospermales; Acrospermaceae
Exons: 6
Coding region: 268-1374 (368 amino acids)
Cellular component (GO): cytoplasm; nucleus
Molecular function (GO): RNA binding
Source: RefSeq, a predicted model, not a curated record
UGAGGGCGGCACCUUGUGCGACUUGACGCAAACGGGCAAUCCAUUCAGAUUAAGCGAGCAGCCACACCCUGCCUAAUUUCGUCGUCACCAGACUUUCCGCCAACCUCGACCGCACUUUUCCCUCUGCAACUACCUGCAUCCUCAUCUUCGCCCCGAGAGUUCCGAUCCUUUUCUUUGGGAUCAGCUCUCACUUCAUCUUUUUUCUUCGGAUCAGAUUGAGUGUCGAAAAGGGAAAAGCGCGGAAGGCGCUUGAACUCCCCAUUCAUCAUGACUACUCAAGGCAUCGUGUCCAAGAACCUCUACGAGCUUCUAGGCAAUGAUCCCGAACUCGAUCCGGACCGACCGGCAGACCCACCCGUCAAGACUGUAGACAAGCCUGCUGCGCGACAAGGCAAGCGAAAUGCGCCUGCUGAGGCUCCCUCGAAAGAUGCUACUGCUGCACCAAGAGGUGGACGUGGAGGCCGUGAUGGUGCCACAGGCUCUGAACUAGCUUUCCGUGACCGUGGCGCUGGAAGCAACCAGAACCGCAACAAGCCGACCGACGAGUUUCGAUCUGAUAGGCACUCCAACCGCCUCCAAGACGGCGAGCAAAAACACUCGGGAGGCCGUGGACGUUCUCGUGGACAGGGUGGUUACCGAGGUGGUCGUGGCGGCGGUGGCCCCCGCGAUGACCGUCACAGCAAGACCGGCGUCUCUGAUUCUGACAAACAAGCCGGUGCCGGCUGGGGAGGCCAGACUGGUGAUGACGAGUGGGCUGAUGAAAAGGCCGGCGAAGCCAUUGCUAAGGCAGACGAGAAGGAAGAAGGCUUCACUCCAGAUGUUGGAGAUGCUGCCGACGGCCCAGUGAAUGCUGAGGGUGAGACGGCUGCCGCUGCCCCUGAGCCUGAAGAAGACAAGACCAAGUCCUACACCGCAUGGUUGGCUGAGCAGGAGGAGAAGCGCGCUGCUCUCGGUGCCGGUCUCGAAAUCCGCAAGCCUAACGAAGGCUCCAAGAAACAACCCGAAGGCAAGGCUAUCUCUCGUGAGGAGCAAGAAGACUUCAUUGCCGGCUCUGGUCCCAAGGCCAAGCGUGAGCGUGCCCGUAAGGAGCGUACUCUUCUCGAGUUGGAUGAUCAGCGCCUUCACAGCGCCCCUCAGGACUCUGGCUUCCGUGGAGGCCGUGGUGGACGUGGACGCGGACGUGGUGAUGGAGACCGUCCCCCAAGAGGUGAAGGCCGUGGCCGCGGCGAUGGUAACUUCCGAGGUGAAGGCCGUGGACGUGGCGGACGAGGCCGUGGAGGUGACCGAGGCGAAUUCCGUGGUGGUCGCGGUGGUCGCGGAGUCACAUCCCCCAACGUCAACGACGACAAGGCAUUCCCCAGCCUAGGCGCAUAAACGCUAAAAGGAAUCUCGAUGUUGGGCCAAGAUUGAUGUCGAAUGGCAUUUCAUCGAUUCGUAAACCGAGCCUUGAAAAGUACUCAGAUUUCUUUCCAAUC